AUGAAGUUUCUUACGAUCGUCGCGUCCGUCGCCCUUCUGGCUGCCCUUGCGUCCUCGGAAAGGACGGAGACCACAGCCGAGACCCUUCGUAGCAUUUAUUACAGAUGCAUAGACAACGAAUCGAUGUUGUCCUGCGUGAAACCAAAGGUUCUGGCUUACCUGAGCAACGCAGUGAAACAAGACAGACUCGCGAUCACCGACGAUUUGGCUGUAGUCAAAUCGAGAGACUUUCCUGAAGAGAGCAGCGAGGAAUACUAUCCUUCGCACUAUGACUCUGUGGAUCCAGCUAGGAAAGAACUUCUGAGGUCCUUGAUGCUGGAGAAACUGGACGCGUACCUGUCGAGCCAUCAAUUAGAGGCUAAGCUACCAGAAGCUAUCGCAGGAUCCAACAUUGUGCCCCGAUCCUUGGUCGACAGCAUGCCCAGAAGCCUGACUGUCCCUCUGUCGGACUCUUCAAACGGUCAAGGCCGUGGAUUCGUCAAGAAGGUCAUGAUACCGUUCCUGUUGGGUCUGAAGUUCAAGGCUACCGCCCUAGUGCCACUAGCUCUUGCCCUGAUAGCCUUGAAGACUUGGAAAGCACUCACUCUGGGUCUCCUCUCCAUGGUCCUCAGCGGAGCGAUGAUGAUCUUCAAGCUGACCAAACCCAAAGUCGCCUACGAGGUCGUACACUACGGACACCCUCCAGUGGAACAUCCUCCUCAUUGGGACACCGCGGCGCAUGGUCCCUACAGGGCGUACAGGAAAUAG
Osmia bicornis bicornis is the source of this 747-nucleotide messenger RNA. RefSeq lists its product as uncharacterized. NCBI's taxonomy places the organism in Eukaryota, Metazoa, Arthropoda, Insecta, Hymenoptera, Megachilidae. The coding region runs from base 1 to 747 and encodes 248 amino acids. The record is from RefSeq and is a predicted model, not a curated record. The transcript is spliced from 3 exons.